CUGAGCACUCAUUUCAUAACUCGGCAUAAUAUUUGAUAUAUUUAGAUUUAAACAGUAGUAAUCUUAAAAAAGAUGGACUGAGACGAUGAAAAUGUCACUGAAAGCCAUCAUCUACUUAAUGACAGCUAUUGUGAGUUUACUGUCUGUGGCAGGACAUGAAGGAGAACAUGUCAACACUAACUCCUGGAAUGACAUUGAACCGACGGCAAUAACUCAUGGUACUGGCGAAAAUGCGCAACUUACUUGUCGCUAUACAGACGACCAGGAGAACAAUACAAAAUACUUGUGCAAGGGGGAGAAUGCUUCGAACUGUGAGGAGUUAAUACACACAACAGAAAGUGAAAGAGAUGUAGUUAAAGGCAGGUAUGAUAUAAGGGAUAACCAAAGAAAGAAGUACUUCUACGUGUACAUCAACAAUCUGAGCACAGCUGACUCUGGAACGUACUGGUGUGGCUCUGAGAGAAGGGGGCCCCCUGCUACCUACGCCAAAAUCCACCUUUCUGUCACUGACACAGCCACAAAACAAAUCAAAACCAGAACCUGCCUUUCAACUCAGCCAACAACAGCAACACCUGUUGAAACAAACCUCCAUGAUGACCAUUCAAACUCUGUUGCAGGUGUGAUUGGCCUGGCGGUAGCGUGUGUGGUAAUGGCUGUGGUAGUUGUGAUUGUACUAAUCCUGUUGGGACGCAAACUCCUCCUCAGGACACAAGGGGGAUCAUCAGAGCUGAGGAUGAACGAUGGACAAAACACAGAGGGAAGCCAUGGAGGUCAUGAUUAUGAGGAGGUACAGGAGUGGAACCCUCCCACAGACCAGCUCCACUAUGCCAGUGUAAACUUCAAGAGUGACUCUGUCACAGUGUCAACAGAUCGAAACGCACUUCCCGACACAGAUAAAAAUGGCUCCUCGGCCUGUGACUACUCCUCUAUCAGUAGGACUCCUCUCUAUUCUACAUGCACAAUGCCUGGGGAAGCGUGAUAUAGUCACGCUUUUAACGUAUGUUUCCAGUGGAACAUGCGGUGAAGGAUUUACAUCUUUUCCUAAAGGGAAAUAAUCAUCAGCUUUCAAUUUAUCACUCAAGCAUGACUGAGUAUGAACUGUUGUUUGGCACAAUUUAGAGUUAGCUAGCUUGCAUCUAAUAUGUUUGUGUAACUAAUAAUGUGACAUAUAAAUAUAAGAAUAUUGCCUUAAUGCGCUCUGAAUAUGAUCAAUAUCAAUCCUGCUUAAUGCUCUACUUUCCUUAUUGAGGCACAGAAAUGUAAUAAGUGACGUAAAGUAAUCAGACACUUGGGUAAUGGUAAUGGUGUGCCAUUUUACCACAAAAAUUACCACUGUAAAGGAGGAAGUUGCUGCUUAUUGGUUUUAUUUCAGCAACUGAUUCAGAGUCAGUAGUUUGAUAUUGAUCAUUAUGUAACUAAGUUAUAACUUAGAUCAAACUUAUCUUUUUCUUCAAUAACUGAUCAUUAUAAAGUAUAAUAGGCUAUAUUUGUGGAAAUUCAGUUGAUGAUUUAUUAAUUAGAAAUAGUUCCUGAUUUCCCAACUUACUUUUUCAUUGGUAACUACCCAUAAUACCUUGUAAAGCAUCAUUGAAUUGUGUUUACUACUUUUUCAAUAUUCCAGUAUCCAGAAAGGUUAAAUCGCAGUAUCUGAUUGAAUAAUAAAAUGUAGUGAAGCAGACACAAACUUGAUACUUCACACUAGCGUAGGAUCAGUUGGUCAAUAAACCACCACAGUAAAUCUGCAUACACCUGGUCUGUCUUCAUUACAUUUCACAGGCAGUCAAACAUCAUUUCUAUUCGCAUCUUUUUCUGUAAAACAUAUUAAUGUUGUUGCAACUGUUAUGAACUUUUCAGUGAGGAAAUAUAAUGUGAUACUGAAUUAUAAAAAUGACAAAAGUGUUGAUUCAUUAUUCUGACUGAAGCACUUUGUUGUGAUUGCGGCACAUUCAGUUGAAACUCAUGGGUGUUGAACAGCCUUAACUUUUUGCUUACCUGUUACACAGAAACUUUUGAUACUGUUAAGUUUCACCAAGACUUUCAAUAAAG
Molecule: messenger RNA, 2046 nt
Organism: Seriola aureovittata
Lineage: Eukaryota; Metazoa; Chordata; Actinopteri; Carangiformes; Carangidae
Product: CMRF35-like molecule 1
Exons: 7
Coding region: 86-979 (297 amino acids)
Cellular component (GO): plasma membrane
Molecular function (GO): transmembrane signaling receptor activity
Source: RefSeq, a predicted model, not a curated record